AGUGCCUACUCUGUCUGACAUGUUUCAGAUCUGAGGGUUGAAACUCUGAGCUGGUGAAAUGCAUCAUGGGAUUGCCUUCGCAGUGAAGGAUGCAUCUCAUGCUGUAAUAAAAAUGAGAGCGCAGGUGUAGUUUUAAAAGGAGUCAUACAGUUUGAUAAACAGUGAGUGGUUAUAUCUGAAACAGAGAGCUGAGCGGGGUGCAGUGCGCUGGUUCUGCCUCGCGGUGGCGCCGCUGUCUGUGUUCUGAGUUCUUCUCCUCAGAGCUGUUGCAGAGCGGCGCUUCUCUCCCUCCAGCAGAAACUUCACCAGCAGCUCCUCUACCCCACCACAACUCCAGACCUGCUGAACUCACCGCGCUCUCCUCCAGCUCUCACUGACCCACCCGCCGCUCCCGCCGCCCGGACUCUCUCUCUGGGGCCUCCAGGAGGACAUGCUGAUUUGGACGCUCCAGCAGCGGACAUCUGCGGAGCCUCUCUCCUCGCACCUCACCCUCUCGGUUCGCCCUUGCUCUGAGAAGAUGAGUUAAAGGGGUCCCAGACCGCCCACUGUCCUUCCCCCUCCCCCCUGGACUGGACCCCAAACUCCCACAGGCUUCACUCCCUACUUCAUGAGCCAGCAGGAUGCGGCGGGGGUGCGCACACUCUCCGAGCGCCUCCUGGUAGCCUCACACAAGGGCCAGGCCGACCAUGUGGUGCAGCUGAUCAACAAGGGCGCCAAAGUAGCCGUCACCAAGUAUGGCCGGACUCCGCUGCAUUUGGCUGCCUAUAAAGGCCACCUCGAGGUGGUGAGGAUUCUGCUGAAGGCUGGCUGUGACCUGGACAUUGAGGAUGACGGUGAGCAGACAGCCUUACACCGAGCAGCCGUGGUGGGAAACAGUGAUGUCAUCUCAGCUCUCAUCCAGGAAGGGUGCGCACUGGACAGGCAAGACAAGGAUGGAAACACAUCUCUGCAUGAGGUUGCAUGGCAUGGGUUCAGUCAGUCUGUCAAACUGCUGGUUAAAGCUGGCGUCAACCUUCAUGCUAAAAACAAGGCUGGUAACACAGCUCUACAUUUGGCCUGUCAGAAUGGUCACACCCAGAGCUGUAAGGUCCUGCUGCUGGGAGGAGCCCGUCCAGACAGCAAAAACAAUGUAGGCGACACGUGCCUGCACGUCGCCGCUCGCUACAACCAUGUGUGUGUGAUCCGCAUUCUGCUGGGUGUGUUCUGUUCGGUGAGCGAGAGGAAUCAGGCAGGGGACACAGCCCUGCAUGUGGCAGCAGUUCUGAAUCAUAAGAAGACAGCCCGUCUGCUGCUCGAGGCUGGAACUGACAGCACCAUCCGGAACAACGUUGGACAGACUGCACUGGACCAAGCCAGAGAGCACAACAACCCCGAGGUAGCGCUACUGCUGACCAAAGCACCACAGAUCCAGAGCUUCUCCCGUGGGAGGAGCGUGAGGAAGAGGAGGGACAAGCUGAAGGCAGAGGGGCGAGCGCAGUCCGUCCCACGGGAUGAGAUGCUGCCGAGUAAGGAUAGCGUGUCCCAGGCAGAGGACACUCCGAGCAGUGAGCGGACAGCACGGAGACGAGGGGAACACAGGAGUGCCACACCCGACACCACAGAGGAGCACCCCAAAAAGAGGCGUGACAAGAGCAAAGUCAAAGACAAGCCGUCUCUGUCAGACCCCCUCUCCCGGACUGAGAAUAAGCGCAGUGAGCAGAAAAAGAAGAACAAGCCCAGGGUUUCCCCUCCCAUCGCUGUUCCUCCACCACACAGCUACAAGGCCUACCAGCUCUACACACUUUACAGGGACAAAGAUGGCAAGAUUAUGCAGGCCCCACUCAAUGGCUGCAGGUGUGAACCCCUCAUUAAUAAGCUGGAGAACCAGCUGGAGGCCACCAAAGAAGAGAUGAAGUCAGAGAUCCACACUGUGCAGGAGCUCAUGAACAGCAAGAUGGGACAGCUGGACCGCAAGAACAAACACCAGAUCAGAGCUCUGGAUAAAAUGACGAUAGAGAGAGUCUCUGCUGAAAAGACUGAGUGUUUACAACGCAUUGAUCAUAGAGCCAAACAGGAGCGUCAAGAUUGUGAAAAAAGACAGCAGGCCUCAGUAGUGAACGACCUGAAGAACUGGUGCUUGUCCAAGCUGCAGCGGAUGGAGUCACGGCUGACUGCGGACCCCCGUGGCGCCCCCCUGCGCCGCUCCUCCUCCCUGGCAGACACGCUCUCGGAGUGCGAUGGCGAUGCAAGUGACCACCCUGGUAGUCACUCAGCCAGCAGUGCCCACUGCCUGGUGGCCACGUGCCCCACCGAAACCAUGGAAGGAGGAGGGGCAGCCAGUGGACCACAGGAGGACGGAUCAGCCAAUCACUAUUUUGUGGUUCAGGUGGACAGUUCUCCAGAUGACAAGCAGAAAGUCCGGGACACCUCCUGCCCCCUGGCUCAGGACAAAUCUGUGCCAUCCUCGCCCCGUGUGGUUCGGCCAAAGGAGCGUGCGCUGCUCUCUGUGGACUCCCACAGGUCACAGCGGGACCCCCAGGACUCUGUUCAGCAGGAGACGCUGUCUGUUUUAAAGCCCAGCCGGGCCAGCAGCCUCUCACCCGCCACAGAACGCCGCUGCAGUGGUCGGCAGGACCACGACCUGGACAGACAGGGGAAGGAGAGGGGCAGGCACCACAAGAGGUCCUCUCAGGGCAGGACUAAAGGCCAUAAGGGUAAGAAGACUUUGGAGGUGUUUGGCGAGCGUCCAUCAGAUGCAGAGGCCUCGUUUGAGCAGGAACGGGCCAACAUGCAUGCCCUGGAGGUGACACAGUACUUUUUUGAGGCUGUGUCCACACAGAUGGAGCGCUGGUAUGAGAGGAAGAUCUACGAAGCACGGAUUCAGGCUGAUCACCGAGCGCAGGCUGACCGGGCGGCCCUGCUGGAGCGGAUCACCUGCCUGGAGGAUGAACUGAGACUGCUCAGAACAAACAAACAGGAGGACAGCUAACACACAGUGCAGGAGCACAGCGCUGCACAGCCUUUUCACACAGAGUCUGGUUUUUAUGGAUAGAAAAAAAAAACAUGCACAUGUUUUAAAAACUUACACAGCAUCUUUCACAACAGGGGAGGUAACAGACAGACUGAAACACUGCAUUAAAAUAACAGGGCUGAAAUUCAGGAAACUAAACAGGAAAGAGUUUCCCAAAAACAUCUUAGCACAAAUGGUCAAGCGAGCAUCAAACUUAACACUUUUUACACCAGUAAAGAUACAUUUGAAAAUACAUUGUUAGAACUCUAUGGAAACCCACCUAAAAAAAAAUCCAGCUCAUUUUUGAAUUAUUAUUAACUAAACUGCUAUCUCAUUAUUUUGAGAUACUAAGUCAAUAUUUUGAGAUACAAUCUCAAUAUUUUGAGAUACAAUCUCAAUAUUUUGAGAUAGCAAGUCAUUAUUUUUAUAUACUAUCUCAAUAUUUUGAGAUACAAUCUCAAAAUUUUGAGAUAGUAAGUCAUUAUUUUGAGAUACUAUCUCAAUAUUUUGAGAUACUAAGUCAUUAUUUUGAGAAAGCAAGUGUGUUUGCUUUUUUUCCCCCCUCCAGCAUAGUAUAGCAUACUAUAAAUAACAUACAGCAUAGUGAGAGCCACAGCCACAUUCUUCAACACAUUGAAAUAGAAGUCCAGUGUGUUAUUAAAUUAAUAUCUUCUCUCCAAGGUCUGGAGGCUUAUUUUGAUAUUGUGUGAUUCCUCUAAAAGCACCAAUAAUUAAUGAUUUGGGAAUCCACAUCUGAAGUAGUCCUCAAUAAGAGUAUCCAUUUUACUCUUUUGUCUCACCUGCUUCUGUUUGUGUACAGUCUACUAGAAUCUCAAAAUAAUUACUUACUUUCUCAAAAUAAUGAGAUAGCAGUUUACUUAAAAUAAUCCAGCAUAUUUGUUUUAUUAUUAUUAUUUUUUUUUUUUUUUAGGUGGCGGGAAUUGACUUCCAUAGAACUCAGCCUUACUUAUAUCCAAAAUCAAUUUCAGAAGAUUAAUCACCUUGCUUGCCUUUUUUGCUAAGUACAGUCGAGUUCCCUUAUCUGGACAUUCAGUCCUCAUUUGACCAGUAUUUACAGAUGGAGGUAAUGUAACUAAACACAUACUGAAAAACUAAUUAAAUAUCUUGUAAAAUGGUUGGAGAGGACUCUGGAGGAACCUGUCUCCUUUAAACCUCAGAUAUAUCCACUGUGUUGCAAUUGCAUAUUACAUACUUACAUGAUAAAAUAUAAACUAUAUAAUAUUCAUAAUAGUAUUGUUUUGGCAAUAAUUGCUUCUGAUUUUUUUACUGAGUGGAUCCCCAUUGCUAGAUCCAAAGUGCUCUUUAAAAAAAAGAUAGUAUAUGCAGAUGGGUCUGGGAAUGGAUUUACAAUCCACUGUCCACAAAAAAAAGAUUAAUAUAUUCAAGUGUAUGUGCACGGUUAUGUCAGUUACCUCCAUCUUUAAAAAUGUAUAAUAUAUAAUAACAUAUCCUCAUCUGUUCAUUAUUCUGCUAGUGUUCUCAGAAUAUUCAUCACGUCAGACCUAAUGUCACUUAAUGUCUUAAGAAUGACAUUUUGAAUUGUGCAUUUUAAGAUUCAUGUAAAUAUUUUUUCAUCCAUAAAAAAACAGCUGGGCUGCUGGAUUAGCAUGCUAGAGUAGCUUCUGUAAGACAUGCUGCUAACCCUGAACUAGAGAGAGAGGACAAGCUAACACACAAAGCUAAUGCCAGAGUAGGAAACUUUUUCAAGAGGAAUCCAGGGCUAUAUUCACAUUACAGGUCUUAUUGCAUGAGUGACUGUAUUUUUUAAUGACUUAUUCUCCAAUAACCAGAACAGGCAAAACAGACAAAAACCAGAACAAAUCACAGAGCACUUCCUUUCAGAAUAAAUUAUGCCCUUUUCUAUUUCCAACAGCUUUUAGGUAAGCUAAUUAUCUAAAGUAUUGAAUACAAAUAACACAGAAGCUUCAACAACUAAAUCUAUAUCAGAUGUUUGAGUGUUUUGUUAAUCACUUUUUAUCUUUAUUAAAACUUCCCUUCUGGUCAGGAGACUCUCAGUCUUUCUAUGCCUAAAAAGAAAUCAGUGGUAGAUGUUUAAAGUGGCAGUCUCUAUUAAUUUGUUUCUAAUCUGAAAGCAGAAGCAUUGCUGUGUGAAAAAGGGAUAAAAUAUUGUGUUUAUUAGUAGCAGUGUCCUGGAACGACCAUCCCUGCUAAGCCUAAUAUAUUCAUUCUUAAAAACUGGGGUGUCGGGUCGCGUUUCGCAGGAGUUCUCCUGGUCUUUACGUCCUUACCUCUUUACAUCACACAUACAGCCUCUAAAAGAGGAUCCGGCUCAGUUUUACUGAACGCAAGCAGCUGGUGGAGCAAUGGAGACUUCAGAAGAGGAAACUCAGAGCUCAGUAGCUCAUUCACUCACAGUAAAAACAAAGAAUCGAAAGAGUGAAGUUUCUGACUGAGCGCUCUGAAAGGAGACCGCAUCACACCCACCCACUUUAAAAUGAUUCUUCCGCAUACUCAGUGCAGUUACCCAUUCUCACCAGAGAGGGCCCUAAGUCCCCCAAAUCCCAAAACUUACAGACAUCAGCUUUAAACGCAUCCAGUGAUGUUGAGGACUGAACUAGAAUAGUCUUUUAGUCAGGCUUUAGUCAUAAGUCAGUAACAGCUGCUUGACUCUACAUUUUUCAGACCCACAUAACUCCUCAAGAACUCCGGCAGUUGUUAUAUUAAAGUGAUAGUCUGUAACUUUUUGGUGAGAAUUCAGAAGAACUAAAAAGUACUUUUAAAACUUGCAUUGUGAUGCAGUCUAUUUUAAUUAUAUAAAUGUUCUUUAUCUUGUCAGCUCUCUUAAUUUCUAAUUCUGCAUUUCUUUGGUUAAAGUGUUCAUGCGUGAGCAGCUGAAGCUGAAGAGUUUGCUGUUCUGAUAUCUCCAUGUUCACAGUAGCUUUUGUAUCAGCGCCAUUAGCAGCACCAUGGGUGCUCGGAUAACCAGAAAAAUCUGUUAUAGCUAGAAAAAGGUUUCGGGACCUACCGGACAGCCUGUUUUCAAAAUUAUAUUAUAUAUGUGGCUUUGUAGAAACGGUAACAGAAGCAGGUUAAUGCUAUUUAUUAUAAAAUUAGCCCUCUCCACAGUCAGGAACUCUACUGCUUUUAAUUUAAAAGAACAAAUCUUAGGAACUGAUUUUUCCAUGUCUCCAUUUCUUACUGAAUGAUAAAAGGAUUAUCUUUUUAUUUAAUCUCCUCAGAAAUGUCUUCUAAGAAAUGCCAUAAAAAAGUUUUAUCAUGAAAUUGAUUGACAGUUAAAUUACUACAAGGUUGUAGGGAAGAGAGGUUCUCAUAAUCAAAUUUUCUUCAAUCACAUUUAAGAAACAGUCUGAUUUGUAGCACUUGAAAUCUAUAAUGUGAAUAUAGCCCUGGUUUAAGCAUCAGAUGAAGAAUUCAGAGUAUGAAGAGUAAUUCAUUUGGGCUGCAGCUAUUCUCACUUUUUCUUUGCCAGUGAUACACAUCGAUUGCUCUUGGGUAUUCAAGACUUGGAUAGAUUAAUAUAAUCAGAUUUAAGGGCAUGCGUGUAGAUGGGAAUAUGAGUGUUUACAUGUUUUUUUGUUGUUUUUUUGUAAGGUAAAAAUGCAAGUCAUACACUGGUUGUUGCUCAGACUUGUAUGUAGGAGCACAGGUUUCAGAAAAGCUACCAUUUUGUAUAAGCUGUUAAAAGAGAUACAUUAAAUGUCCAAAUGUUUGUGGACACCCCUUUUAAUAAAUGCAUUUGGCUACUUUUAAAGUCCCCCAGUAUUAAGCUGUGAAGCAGUGGAACUGUAUUCUCUGGAAUGAUGAUGAUCUGUCUAAUACUUUUCGGAUGAGUUGAGCUGGAGAUCAUACAACAUCCUGACCUAACUAUUGCUCUUGUCACUGAAUGCAAUCAAAUCCUCACAGCAAUGCCUCAAAAAAAAGUAGAAAGCCAUUCCUGGACGGUAGAGACAGUUACUCCAAAAAAGAGAAGGAUUCAUUUUAUUUUAUACCCUUUAUUUUUAGAAUAAACAAUGAAUAAGCUGGUGUUCUAAUACUUUUGAUAAGUUUGUCUAUAUAGUGUAGGUGUCCUUCUGCUGCCUGUUUUGCUGGAUAUGCUUUUUUGUUUUUUGCUGCAAAUAUGAAAGACACCGUAUAUUUUAAGCUCAGUAAACAACUCAUUUACUACAGAUUUGACUGUCUCCACUGUGCACACACCAAAUAUGACCCAAACGACUGUCCGUACACAAAUGCUUAACAGUACUGUAACAUUCUUCUCAUAAGAAAAGCAAUAUUUCAUUGUCUUCUCAAACAUUUACAUGCAGAACCUCAUUCCUCUGUUUCAGUGCAUUUUAUCAGAUUCACAGCUGGCAUGGCAUGCCUGACUUAAUUAACAGCGUGUGUUUCUCAUAUUUUGAGUUACUUGUUGAUCAGAUAUAUGCAGCUACAAAGUCGUAACAUAAGGAUACUUUAUUUUUUUUAUAGCUCUAGAAUUCAAAGGCUUCAUCCUCACCCAUAUUAAACUUGUUAUUAGAUAAUGAUUAGACUUGUAGAUAAGGUGUUCUAAGUCUUAAAACAGCCUUCUGUAACUCCUUUAUCUUAGACAUUUAAAAACUAAGAACUGAAACACAUGCAACACAUUUAUGCCUUACAGCCUUUAAUCAUCCCACUCUGUCUUAAUGUCUGCUGGGUUACUUUGAAGUAGGGCUCUUCCUGUAUUUAAGAAGUGAAUUUGUAAAAUGUAGAAUGUAAAUCAUUCUUUAUGGAAUUUAACCCUCUACAUUAAAAUUUAAUGUAAAAAUGUAAAGUGACAUGCCAAAUGUUAUCAGACAUCACACUUACUGAAUAAUAUGCAUAUCACUCAUGCUGAAAGGUGAAACACUUCGUUCGUUAGAACUAUACCUAAACUUAAUCCUACCCUUUUAAGGUUUUAAGUUAAGGUUAGGUCUAGGGAUUCAGUAUUUAGGUUAAGGUUAAAUUUUAAUGUAGAGGGUCAAAUUCCAUAAUGAAUUAUUUACAUUCUACAUUUUACAACUUUUCAGACUGUAGUUGCAUUUAUUAGAUAUUUAGUGGAAUGUUUGUUGAGCAUCUAUGUGGGUUCAGCAGUGGACCAGCCAAAUAAAAUGAUACCUUCACUUCAGUGGUUUUAAUUUUAUGGCUGAUCAGUGUAGCAAAAUAUGGAUACUUUCGAGUAAUCACCGCCAAACCAUCAACCAUUUAUCCAGAGUUAUCAAUUAAUCAUGAGAUCCCUACUCUAAAUUCAGAUUCCACUGACUGAAUUUAAUAGUAAAUGGUGAUACAGCUACAGUUAGACAUACAUCGCCUUGAUCUGCCUCAGUGUAACUUGAUUUAAAGGAGGUCAAAUCUGACAGAAGUAGAUGAAAGAAGCAAACACACUGGCACAUCUGAUACCAAGAAUUCCAUAGAUCACCAUGUUAUUCAAAGUGAUAUUUUCUCUAAUUUAAAAAAUAUGUUUGGUAUCUAAAAUUUGCUUACAAAGUUUUGCAAUGGAGCUAUCUUCAUUUCAUCUCUAUCUUAAUUUGUCUUGAGUAUCAGGAUUAAGAAAAAGUUAAUGUGGCUAUUUUAGUUUUGACUUAGGCAAGAUAAAAUGCCUAAUUAGGAACAUCUGUGCCAUGACUGAAAUGCAUUCGUCCCCUAAUUUUACUCUUCACUCUGAUUAGUGCUGAUUUAAGCAUCUGAAUAAGGCUAAACCACAUGCAUAUGCAAGUGUAAACACAACCAAGAUGCAUUUAAACCUCUAUGGCAUGAUGUUGCCCGUACCAUAUUAUACCUUAAUUUUUAUGUAUUUAUUUAUUUUAUUUGAAUAUAAUGUUACAGGGCAUAUCUACGUCCAUUACAAUGCUUUAUACAAGUAGGCCAUUAUUAAAAAUAUGUAUAUGUGCAAGAAUAUCUUAAGAAGUAUAUUUGGCUGUUUAUAUUUUUCUAUGUUCUUUCUAUAUUUUUCCAUUCUUGUUUUAAGCUUACUAAAACAACGUUUUAGUCCCACUACUGUUAGAGCCAUUAUGAUAAAGCAGUGGUGAUUGAAUACUGGGGUCCUGGUGCCCCUCUGCCCAGCAAAUGUGUGGCAUCCGUCUCCCAACACUACCUAAGUCAAAUAGUCCCAAUCAGUUCAAUUAAAAAGCCAUUUCACAGUAACAGUAGGCAUGUUAAAGCAGGCAAUCCUCUAAAAUGUGCUGGGCAGGGAGGUGCCAGGACCAGUAUUGAAGAACACUGUAUUAUUAUGAUGUUUGCAUAUCACUCCAAACCUACUGAAAGAUACAUCAGUUUAAUUCUUAUUAUAUUAGCUCCAGUGCAAAACUACAGAAGCUAUUAGCUAAUUGACCACAUUUGAAACAGGCCUAAAUGAGGUACCGUAUAUUGAUUUUAUCCAUUACUUUAACAGAAAGGGGUUAUUUCAUAAAUGUAAUAAAACACUGUAAUUAAAAGAGUCUAAACAUCUGAUCUUUACAGAGUGAGGUGCUGCUGUAAGCUUGUUUAUACGAAGGGAAUAGUUUCACAAACUAAUGAAUAAACCUAAGAAGGUUUUACUGGGGAAAAGCAGCCCAAAUGCAGGACCAUGUUUUUAUGUUUUAGAUCUCAAAAUAAAAGUUAUAAUAUGGACAGGCAUACAGCUCUGGAAAAAAAAUAAGAGACCACUUCAGUUUCUGAAUCAGUUUCUCUGAUUUUGCUAUUUAUAGGUGUAUGUUUGUGUAAAUGAACAUUGUUCUUUUAUUCUAUAACAUUUCUCCAAAAUUCCAAUAAAAAAUAUUGUCAGUUUUUAUUUGCAGAAAUUGAAAAAUGGCUGAAAUAACAAAAAAGAUGCAGAGCUUUCAAACCUCAUAUUUAUAAAGUUUUAAGCGUUUAGAAAACUAUUUGGUGGAAUAACCCUGGUUUUUAUUCACAGUUUUCAUGCAUCUUGGCAUGUUCUCCUCCACCAGUUUUACACACUGCUUUUGGAUAACUUGAUGCCACUCCUGGUGCACAAAUUCAAGCAGUUCAGUUUGGUUUAAUGGCUUGUGAUCAUCCAUCUUCCUCUUGAUUAUAUUCUAGAGGUUUUCAAUUUGGUAAAAAUCAAAGAAACUAAUCAUUUUAUGUGGUCUCAUUUUUUCCCAGAGUUGUAUCUGCAUGUAUAUGGUAAUAACUGCUGUGAUGUGGCAUUAGUGUUUAAAUGGUAAAAAGUGUUUAGAGAUAUUGUUGUGACACUUGUCUGUGGAAGGUCAAUGUUGUCUGGAAGUUUGUUGAAUAUUAAAAGGUAACUUUUUUUUCUGUAAAAUACAAAGAAAUGCAUAUUUUAUAAAGAAAUCAAAAACA
Molecule: messenger RNA, 10279 nt
Organism: Astyanax mexicanus (Mexican tetra)
Lineage: Eukaryota; Metazoa; Chordata; Actinopteri; Characiformes; Acestrorhamphidae
Gene: ankrd6b
Product: ankyrin repeat domain 6b
Exons: 16
Coding region: 608-2968 (786 amino acids)
Molecular function (GO): protein binding
Source: RefSeq, a predicted model, not a curated record